Messenger RNA from Dendroctonus ponderosae (mountain pine beetle), 1190 nucleotides. RefSeq lists its product as uncharacterized. Gene Ontology annotation, biological process: rRNA processing; tRNA 5'-leader removal. Lineage: Eukaryota; Metazoa; Arthropoda; Insecta; Coleoptera; Curculionidae. Gene Ontology annotation, molecular function: ribonuclease P RNA binding. The transcript is spliced from 6 exons. The record is from RefSeq and is a predicted model, not a curated record. Bases 342 to 1019 code for a protein of 225 amino acids. Gene Ontology annotation, cellular component: ribonuclease P complex; ribonuclease MRP complex.
UUGACUAGUUGUGAUCUGUGGAUAAGUAGGUCGUUUCGUCGAGAGUCGUUUGAGCCCCUCUGAAUUUUUCGUUUUUUCUGGUUUUACUUUAAAGAACACUUUAAAUUAAGCAGUGUCAGCUAAAAAUUCCUAGAUGGUCCAUUAAUUAACCCAAAACGCACUUUCAACUUUUGAAAUUCGAACGUGAAGACGGAGUCGGAACAUAACCCACACAAACACACCGACUUUACAGAUUAUUUAUGGCCAAAAGGUUCAAUUAAAAUAAAAAUACCUUUGUGUUCAGAGACAGGUAGUAUUUAUAAAGCAAGUUCUCCCUUGACUCUGCUUGUGUUAGCCUUGAAAUGAGCGACAAUCCUAAAGAGCGCGUGAAUGCAGUCUUGCCUCAAGAUAUCCUGCCCGGUCCAGACUUAGCUAAAAGCGAAGCUGUAGACUAUAUUCAGUCUUUCAUCAAACAAACAGUGCCUAGCGCCGAUUUGAGAAAUCUGAAGACCGAUUUGAAAUGGCAGUUUCUGUUGGAACAUCACUCGGUGAUCAAGGCGAAGAGGCGGAAGCAGAAGAAAACGUUCCUCACCAGGCAACAGAGGAAGAGCAUGGGGCUUUUGAAACUGCCAUCAGAAGGCUGGAACUAUCAGUCGCUGGAAAAGAUGCGAAAUUUAUGGCAGGAUUACAUGAGGGGUAAUUUAGAACUGGUGAACAGGGCGCCCUCAUGUUCAGAUCAGGAAUGGAACAGUUUUAGUGUGAUUGUUGCAAAAUCAGAAAUGGUAGGAGCUGAACUUAAAGUGGUCAAAUCCAAGGUGCCCAGUUUGAUUGGCAUGAGCGGCACGGUUGUUUUGGAAACGAAAAUGUCCUUCCAACUAGUCACUCCUGAGAACAAACUAAAAACGAUUUUAAAAGACACCUCCGUGUUCGAGUUUGUUAUUGACAAGUUAAAGUUCACCUUUUUCGGAAAGCACCUUGCAACCAGGCCCAGUGAUAGGAGUGUGAAGAAAAUCAAAAGCAUCAUGCAUCCAGAUCUAUAGUGAACAGUCGAUGACUUGUGGACCUCCACGGGUGCUGCUCUUGGGGCGGUAAAUCAUUUGUGAUCGACCGCCCAUGCCAUUUAGGUCAACUUAGCACAAUUGAGAAAGACAUUGAAACCCGUUAUGUUUCUUUAUAAAAUAGUAUAUCAUUAAAAACAAUGUAUUUGUAAA